Messenger RNA from Naegleria fowleri, 2895 nucleotides. RefSeq lists its product as uncharacterized. Lineage: Eukaryota; Heterolobosea; Eutetramitea; Acrasida; Naegleriidae. The record is from RefSeq and is a predicted model, not a curated record. Gene Ontology annotation, cellular component: plasma membrane. Gene Ontology annotation, molecular function: guanyl-nucleotide exchange factor activity. The coding region runs from base 1 to 2895 and encodes 964 amino acids. Gene Ontology annotation, biological process: positive regulation of GTPase activity; Ras protein signal transduction. The transcript has a single exon.
AUGUUUCAAGUGUCGCAUGUUGACAACAAACAUUCUCUCCGUAACGAGGAUCAGGCAGUUCAGUCAACCACCAGCACCACCAUAAACAACGACAUGUCCUCGGUUCACAUGUAUUCCUGCACAGCAACAGAAUCAUCAACGAUUUCUUAUCAAUCAACCGACGACAUGAUGAGCUCUGAAUGCAUUCUACAAUCAUCGUUAUUCUCAUCUUCUUCGAGUCACAACACCACAGAAUCAAAGACUGCCUUCUUCUCUUCAACCGAAGAUUCAAAAGAAAAUGCAACAUUGCAUCAAGAACGUCGCCAACGAAUAAUGUUGCCCCAUUCGAGUAGUUUGAAUGACAUUUCACAAAUGUCAGAUGAAGACAUUAAAAUUCUCUCUAAUUUAAGACGAAAAAGACACAACAUUGUACAUAAUGAUCCAUUGGCAUCGCAUUCACAACAACAAACUUCUUCUAACAACAACACUCCGGAUACUCCCACAACACUCCGUUCUCAUCAUAACAAUAUUCAUGAUAAUAAUUAUAAUUAUAAUAAUACUAGUAGUAGUAAUAAUAAUAAUAGUAUUAAUAUCAAUUAUAAUAGCAGUAACAACAACUAUGAAACGAUUGAAUCGGCCAUCAUAAAUAAUAUGUUACAAGAUUUUACAGAAAUUAUUAAUAAUCCUUUAUUUGGAGAACCAAUUGAAUUGUAUUAUUUUAGAGGAAUUUAUCCUGCAGUGGAUUCCCUGUAUGAAACCUAUGAUUAUGAAGCUGCCUCUCAAUUGUUGAGUUCGGGAUUGUUUGAUUUUGACGCUUAUUCUGGGUUUUCAUUUUUGAAGAAAUUAGAAGAGACAAGUGACACUUCAAGGAAACUUCGAAAAUUGAAUCCAAGUGGUGGCAGUAGUAACAAUUUAUUAUUACUGUCACAUACACAUCAUCGUAAAAUGGAAACAGCAGCAACAUCUUCCAAUAAUCCAUCACAAUCUCAUGAAUGUUCCUUCUCUUCUUCAUCUUCCUUUAUUCACACUCCAUCACUGCAACAACCACAACAACCCUACGAACAUUACUUUUCAUGCAUUCAAACAAAAUCAUUGGAACCUCUCUUCACAUCAGAAUAUCAAGAACAAUAUCAAGGAUUUAACGAGAGAGAAUCCAAUACUAAUAUCAUUCGAGAUGAAUGUGGAACUGUGAAAGCAGCAACUUUGGACAAAUUGAUUGUUCUAUUGACCUCAAAUGAAGAAUUUGACAAUCAAUUUAUGCAAUUGUUUUUACUGACUUAUCGAUCCUUUACCACCUCAUCAGAACUUUUAGAAAAAUUAAUUCUACGAUACAAUACUCCACCUCCUGAACAAUGUAUCUUGUAUGAGAGAGAAAACGAUUUGGAACGAUUGAACGUAUACUUUGAAAAUUUUCACACAAAAAUUUUGAAACCCAUUCGACUACGUGUUGGCCAAAUCAUGAGUUUUUGGCUUCAACAUUAUUAUUACGACUUUAGAGAAGAUUCACAAUUGAAAAUGAAGCUGGAACAUUUCAUUUGUGAAGAAAUGGAUGGAAGUGGAAUGAAAACUCUUUCAAAAUCUCUUCAAUCACUUCUUCAUAGAUCCUCCAAACGAAGAGAAACAUUUAAAUUACAACAAUUAGAAGAAGUGAAAUUAAGGCAUGAAAUUGAAGGAACUCUCAAUCAACAUUUCAUGUCCACCAAUUUGAUUGGGUCCAACACGAACAACAACACAAGUGUCUCAUCUCAAAAUCCUUUAAAGAAAAUUGCAAGUUUGAAUCGGUUAAAUCAUUCCGAAUUGGAAUCUCUCAAAUCUACACCUUUGUGGCAACUUGAAAAACGAAUGAUUUGUCUCCAAUUGACUCUCAUUAGUUUUCGAUUAUUUGAAAAAUUGAGACCCAAAGAAUUUCUUAAUUUGAAUUGGAUGAAAGAAAAUCGACGAAAGAAAGCUCCAAAUAUUUAUACCAUGAUCAAUCUUUCCAAUGAAAUUGGAAUGUGGGUGGCCACUGAAAUUCUCAAUUACGAAGAACCCAAAGAGAGAAGUAUUGUGAUGAAACGAUUUAUCAAAAUUGCAAGCGAAUGUGAAAAAAUUCACAACUACAACACCAUGUAUGAUAUCGUCUCGGGUCUGAACUCGAAUCCGAUUCAUCGAUUGAAAAAGAGCUGGGAGCUCGUUCCAGAAAAGUGGAGAACAAAAUUUCAAGAAUUAGUCGAAUUGACAAGUGCAAAGAAAAGUUAUGCUGCAAUGAGACAAGUCCUCCACAAUCAUGCUGGCCAAACUGUUUUACCCUAUAUUGGCAUAUUUUUAACUGAUUUCUUAUUUAUUGAGGAAGGAAAUUCUGAUUUUACCAAGGAAGGAAAUUUAAUUAAUUUUUCUAAAAGAAGAUUAUUGGGUCAAUUAAUUCGACAGGUUCAAACCUAUCAACAAAAUUCAUACAAUAUUGACAUUAUUCCAAUAUUACAUCAACGAUUGACUCAUUUAUUGUACAGACCUAUGGAAGAAUUAUAUGAAAUUAGUUGUAAAUUAGAAGCACCUCCUGCACAACCUAAAAAGAAAAAGAAACCUCUCAUUGUGUAUAGUACUGAAGAAUUGGAUGAUCAAAAUAGUCGUUUGAAUAAUCAACAAUGUGGAAAUGAAAAUGGUGACAGUUGUAGAAAUGUGAGUGCAAUAUCAACCACAGAUUCCACAACAAGCACGACUUGUGAAGAAAAGAAUGAAAAGACUGUCACAACACGCACAUCUAGAGCACCCAUGUGUGAGAUUACCAUUACUACAACUUCCACCAUGGUGACCACCUCCGAAACGAACGGAGAAACCAUUGUAACAUUAGAAUUGAGUAGUGGCAGUGGUAGUGGCAGUGAUGAAGAUCCUGCUUUGAUGACCACCGAAUCUCACAUCAUGAAUUCGAAUUAUUGA